UUCCUUUGGGAGUUCCAGCCCAGGUUUGGAACAGGAGUUCCUUCUUCUGAGAUUCCGGCAGUGCGAAGCUUUUGGGCCUCGCCCCCAGCUUCUUCGUCCCAUCAGUCCUUCCACCUUUUAAAAAGAGGAGACUCUCUCUCUCUCUCUGCUGCCCACCCAGAGAGAAACGCCAAGGCACCAGGAAAUCAUGUCACGUAAAAGAAAAGUGGACUCCGAGUGCAGAGUUUUCAACGAACAGUGGACAUACGACUACUUUUUCACCCAAUACAAAGAAAGAGGCGUUUGUCUUAUUUGCCACGACACGGUGUCUGUCUUCAAGCAAUUCAAUAUCCAACGACACUACAAUACUCACCACAAGGAUAAAUAUUCUUCUUUGACAGGACAAUUAAGAAAAGAUGAAAUAGCAAGACUGAAAACUGCCUUGACAGCUCAACAAAAUGUGUUUGUGAAGCGGAAGCAGGAGAACAUUUCGUCUUUGCGAGCAAGUUUUCAGAUUUCCAGGCUUAUAGCCCGCAAUGGAAAACCCUUUGUAGAGGGAGAAUUUGUUAAAGAAUGUAUUCUUACAGCCUCCAAAGAGAUGUGUCCGGAGAAGACUGAAUUGUUUUCCACAUUGAGUCUUUCUGGAAGCACAGUGACUCGUAGGAUUGAAGAAAUGGGGGGAAAUUUGCAUGAACUUUUGCAAAAUUCCUCAGAAAAGCUUCGUUACUUCUCGCUGGCACUGGACGAAAGCACAGAUAUCCGUGAUUCUGCGCAACUCCUAAUUUUCAUCCGUGGAACAAAUGAAAAGUUUGAAUUCACAGAAGAGCUUGCUGCACUGCAAAGCAUCAAGGGAACAACGACUGGAGAGGAUAUCUUUGCAAAAGUUCAGCAAACUAUCCAUGAUUUGAAGUUGGACUGGGCUAAACUUGCCAGUAUCACAACAGAUGGUGCUCCUAGCAUGGUGGGGCGUACAAGAGGAGUGGUUGCACGCAUCAACCAAGAGAUGGACAGACACAAUCAGCCACAUCCAAUAGCAAUACACUGCCUUAUCCACCAACAAGUGCUGUGUUGCAAAAGAUCGCUGAAGUUGGACGCAGUCAUGAAAACUGUGGUGUCCUGUGUGAACUUCAUUAGAGCUCAUGCACUUAACCACAGGCAGUUUCAAGAAUUUCUGUCAGAGUUAAAUGUUGAGCAUGAAGAUCUACCAUACCACACAGAGGUCCGUUGGCUGAGUCGAGGAAGAGUUUUAAAACGUUUCUACGAAUUACUUCCUCAAGUUUAUGAUUUUAUGCUGAUGAAAGACAGAGAAGUGCCAGAGCUCCAAGAUGACGAAUGGAAAUGGCUGCUUGCCUUUCUGACUGACAUAACCGAGCUACUGAACAGUUUCAAUAUUCAAUUGCAAGGAAAGGGGAAGCUCAUUGGUGAAAUGUUUGCACAUGUGAAAGCGUUCCAAGGAAAAUUAGACUUAAUUGUUAGACAUGUGAAGGAGAAAAACUUUUUUCAUCUCCCCACAACUCAAAACCGGUCAUUGGGAAAUCCAACAGUUCCAUUCCCAAAAGAAGCAUGUGUGGAUUUACUGGAGAGUCUGCAAAAGGAGUUCCAAACAAGAUUUAAGGAGCUUCACAUCCAUGAAAAGGACAUACAUCUUUUCCGAAACCCUUUUUGUGUGGACAUUGACACUGCAGAUCCCAUUCACCAAAUGGAAUUGAUUGAACUGCAAACUUGUGAUGCUUUGAAAGACGCAUUCAAGACAAGCAGCCUUGCAGAUUUCUACGCAUCUCUCCCCUCAGAGACAUAUCCAAACAUCAGAAACCAUGCACUCAGAUUUGCAACGGUCUUUGGCAGCACAUAUGUCUGCGAGCAAACUUUCUCUAGGAUGAAACAUCUGAAAUCUCCCACGAGAUCAAGACUGACAGAUGAACACUUACAUCACUUGCUAAGACUAGCAGUGACCAAUAUGGAACCAGAUAUAGACCAUCUCAUCAGCCAAAAGCAGGCCCAUUCUUCCCAUUCUUCCCAUUCUUCCCAUUGA
This is a messenger RNA of Zootoca vivipara (common lizard), 2011 nucleotides long. NCBI's taxonomy places the organism in Eukaryota, Metazoa, Chordata, Lepidosauria, Squamata, Lacertidae. The record is from RefSeq and is a predicted model, not a curated record.